Messenger RNA from Mauremys reevesii (Reeves's turtle), 1366 nucleotides. It is a transcript of the gene LEMD1, whose product is annotated as LEM domain containing 1. The record is from RefSeq and is a predicted model, not a curated record. The transcript has 10 exons. The coding region runs from base 270 to 1232 and encodes 320 amino acids. Lineage: Eukaryota; Metazoa; Chordata; Testudines; Geoemydidae.
CUGGGCACGAAGAGCAGGGGCAUUUGGGCUUUUAGAAAGAGGAAGUCCUUUUUAACAUCUGUAGCUGUUGUAAUUACAGAGUCAGAAUUUCAUAAGAUCAUGUGAGGGGAGCACCUCAUAUGCUGAUGACAGUCAAUAAAUAACAAAGGCAUAUGAAAGUGCACCACAGAUGUCUGUUCUGUCAACAAUAUGUGGACUUGUCUGCCAGUGUUUCCUGUACUGCUUCUAAGAUUUCAUUCUGACAUUCAUGGGUUCUGCUGUUGGAAAAGAUGGCCCAGGUUACUGUUGGUGUGUUGAUAGAAAAGCAAGAACAAGAAAACCAAGAUCAAGACACAACAGAUGAAAUCAGCAUUAAACUACUGAGUGACAAUGAAUUGCAGGAAAAGCUUCUCAUGUAUGGUACCGAGCCUGGACCGAUACUACCUUCUACAAGGACUCUUUAUGAGAAUAAACUACUGCAGUUGGUGAAUCCAAGUCCACAAGGAUUACGUGCCAAGCCAAAGGAAAGUGGAGAUCUUGAUCAGAGCUCAGAGAGUGAGGAAGAAAAAGAGACCAGUACUGAAGUAGUCCUUGAAACAAAAGACUUCAAAGUGACAGCAGCUUGUGCCACUGGCUACAGUAAAGCUCCACACACUGAAUUUUCAGAACGCCACAAGAAACUCCUAGCACCUGAUGCAGAUUACAGUCUUGCCAAGAUAGUGGCAGAGCUAGAGCAAAUAUUGCCAGAGGAUAAGUUGCCAGCACAUUGGACACAAGGACAGAAGAGGUCAGGUGGCAGCAGUCCCCAGGCUAGUCGUAGGACAAAGGGUAAGAUCAUGUUGGACAAGAGCACAAUGACUUAUCGAACACCAGCUAAUACUCCACAGGCCUCAAUAUUUGUUAAACAGAGUAGACUACAGGCAGCUGACACAAUGGGUGACUCGGUUAGCAAAGAUGAUGGUCAAGGUGAAACGUGGCUUCCUGAACCCCGGUCUCCCAUAGGAAUAAGUCCUAGGAGAAGAUCAGUGAGAGAGAGUGACCCAUCAACACAGAAUAUUGUGGAGAAGUCCAAAGUGGAAAAGGAGAAGCCCAAGGCAUCAGCAUUAGAGCACAAGGAGGCCCAUCGAGGAAUCCUAUCAAUGCCCAUAAGGAUUGCUAUACUCGCUAUCUUUGUUUUCGUACUCUUUGUGUAUGUAACUAUGGAGACCAACCCAGACAAUCCAUUCACGAACUUCAUCACAGGAAGAGGCUAGUAGUGCUGUCCUGACACCCAGCUAGGGAGCAUUUAGGAGUGACUACAGAACAAAGCAAACGCCUCUUUUGUUCCCUACUUACAUGUGAACAAGCUCUUGAGAUGGUGAAUUAAAAGGCCAAUGGGAAAAAAACA